Molecule: messenger RNA, 1158 nt
Organism: Quercus lobata
Lineage: Eukaryota; Viridiplantae; Streptophyta; Magnoliopsida; Fagales; Fagaceae
Product: F-box/kelch-repeat protein At3g06240-like
Exons: 1
Coding region: 1-1158 (385 amino acids)
Molecular function (GO): protein binding
Source: RefSeq, a predicted model, not a curated record
AUGUCUCAACCUACGAAAAAGCUAAUAUUGUCAACCGAGUGCGUCCCGGACGACAUCGUAUUCGACAUACUGACUCGGCUGCCAGUGAAAUCUUUAAUCCGAUUCAGGUGCGUUUCAAAAUCUUUGAACUCCACCAUAACCAGCCGCAUAUUUAUUACCACACACUUCAAGCUCAACGAAGCCAAAUCAUUAUCCAAUAAAGAUAGUCACAAUGAUUAUCUGCUAUAUACAUCUAAAUCAGAGUACUUUUCAUUUAAUGAAGAAGAAUUGGUUGCAUUUGUUUGCAAUAGGGACCGCAUAUUGACUGAGAUUUCUAGGUUUAAAACCCCAUUUUGCUUUUUGGAUGGUUACUUCGUCAAUUGCUUCUGUAACGGCAUCUUCUGCCUAAGUAGAUAUGAUGAUGAUACUAUAAUAUGUUGGAACCCAAGCAUUAGAAAGUUUAAGAUGCUUGCUCCUGCUCUUCUGACUGAAUUUUUUAGUUGGGUCACUCUUGGACUUGCCUAUAAUUCUCAAAACAAUGAUUUCAAGAUUCUCAGACUUAUGUGUUCUCAAAAGUCUGAUGAAGAGCCAGAUGGCCCAGAUCGACCGGCUGAGGCCGAGGUUUACACAUUGAGUACGGAUUCAUGGAGAAAGGUUGUAAUAUCGGUGGAUUCAUCCGAACCCAACAUUGGAUACGUUUAUCAUACUUCACCGUUUAUAUUUUUUAAUGGAGCACUUCACUGUAUAGCAUCUACUAACAACGGCCGUUUCAUUUUGUCCUUUGAAGUCAAUGAUGAGAGAUUCCAUAAGAUAAUGUUGCCUCAGGAUUCCUUAGGUGGAUACCAAGGAUGUCUUGCAGUGUUCAAGGGAUUGCUGGCUUUUAUUGUUUUGUCUCGUGAUAUAGACCCCAUAUGCGACAUAUGGGUGAUGAAGGAAUAUGGUUUGGUGGAGUCUUGGACUAGAAAAUCUGUACCAAUCGAUUGGAUUCAUUUUUUUUUGGGCGUCACUGACAAUGGUGAACUUCUAUUUGGCAAUGACACAGAGCUGAAUUUGAUUGACCCUGAGAAGAAUCUAAAUCAAAACAUUCGUGUAUCAAAAAGAUAUAUUAGAUGGGUUGGUUAUGCAUCUAAUUUUAUGGAGAGUUUGGUUCUACUUGAUGGGGGUAAAUGCAUCGUCUGA